UUCGUCUUCCUCUUCUUCUUCCCUUUCCCUCUUCCCCAGGUCACCCUCACCUUUCACAUUUCCCUUCCCCUCCCUACCAAAAAAGUACAAACCCAGUGAUUGAUUGUGAGAGACACCUUUUCUUCCUAUUUCUAUUCCCUCCUCAAUCCUCCACUGCCCUCUAUUCUUGCAUCAAUGGCGGGCAUGCAGACCAGACCCUCGUCUCCGUCUCUCCUCCUCCUCCUCUUUCUGUACCUCAACCUCAACCUCAACCUUGCUCUCAACCAGGAGGGCUUGCUCCUGCUCUCCGUCAAGCAAUCCCUCUCCGACCCGACCGGUUUCCUCUCCGGAUGGUCCGACCGGACCGGCGCACCCACCCCCUGCAACUGGACCGGUGUCGCCUGCAACGCCCGCAACUCCGUCGUCUCCAUCGUUCUCUCCGGCGCACCUCUCGCCGGCCCUUUCCCGAUCGACCUCUGCCGCCUGCCCUCUCUCGCCAAGCUCUCUCUCGACAACGAUGAGAUUAACUCCUCCCUUCCUCUCUCCAUUUCCGACUGCCGGAGCCUCGUCUACCUCGAUCUCUCCGGCAACUUCAUCGUCGGUCCUCUCCCGCCCACGCUCGCCGACAUCCGCUCCCUCAGGGAACUUCGAUUGGAGAGCAACAACUUCUCCGGCGCGAUUCCUGCGGAAUUCGGGUAUUUCCAGCGCCUCGAAGCUCUGCAGCUCACUGAAAACCUUCUAACUGGCACCAUUCCUGCUUUUUUGGCUAACGUUACAACUCUGAAGAAGCUUUUUCUAGCUUACAAUCCAUUAGGGGGUGAGCUACCUUGGGAGAUCGGUAACAUGACUAAAUUGGAAGAAUUAUGGGUUAGUAAUUGCGGUUUGACGGGGACGAUACCGGAGAGUUAUGGCAGGUUGAGUAGGCUGAAGAAUCUCGAUGUUUCGGGUAAUAAACUCUCUGGAUCGUUAAAUGUUCUUAUGAAGCUCAAGAACAUAGUUCAAAUGGAGCUGUUCAACAACACGUUUUCUGGCAAUCUGCUGGCUAAUGGAUGGUCUAAUCUGACUCGGUUGAGGCGAAUCGAUGCUUCGAUGAAUCGUUUCACGGGGAAUCUUCCGAAUGAACUAUGCGAGUUGCCGUUGGAGUCGCUCAACUUGUUCGAAAAUCAUCUUGAGGGUGUGAUCCCGGACAGCAUUGCCAAGUCGCCGAAUUUGUAUGAACUCAAAUUGUUCGGCAACAAGUUCUCCGGGACAUUGCCGCAGGAUCUUGGCAAGAACUCUGCUUUGAAAACACUUGACGUAACGGGGUGUAAUCUUACCGGUGAAAUUCCUCCAUUUUUAUGCCGACAUGGAGCUCUUAAGGAGAUGAUCUUGCUCCGGAAUUCGUUCUACGGCACUAUCCCUCAGCAGCUUGCAAAAUGCUGGACACUGCAACGAGUUCGAAUGGCUCUAAACAGAUUAUCCGGUGAAAUCCCGGCAGAGUUUUGGGGACUGCCAGAAGUAUACUUGCUCGAGCUCUCGGGAAAUUCCUUCAAUGGAACGAUAGCCAGUUCUAUCAAGGGUGCGAAAAGCUUAACGGACUUUGAUAUUUCGAAAAACAAGUUUUCCGGGAACAUACCAUCUGAAUUUGGCUUGUUGGACAGUUUGGUCGAGUUUACCGUCAACAAUAAUAUGUUCAGCGGAGAAAUACCGAGUAGCUUGACGCAUUUACGACACUUGACUCGGCUUGAGUUUCAUAACAACAGAUUUUCCGGUGGAAUUCCAACUGGAAUUCAGAACCUGAAGGUACUGAAUGAUCUGAAUCUGGCGAACAACACCUUGUCCGGUCCUAUAAUCGAUGAAAUUGGAAACUUGCCGGUGCUUAACUACCUCGAUCUUUCGAACAAUCAUUUCUCGGGGAGCAUUCCGCUGUCUUUACAGAAUUUGAAGCUUAAUCAGCUCAAUCUAUCGAACAAUAUGCUCGCUGGAGUUAUACCUCCUCUGUUCGCCGGAGAAUUUUUCAGGGACAGCUUCCUCGGAAAUCCCGGGCUUUGUCUAGAAACUUCCGGAUUAUGCCGACCUAGUAAAGGCCACGAACCUCCAGUCUUUUCAUGGUUCAUAAUGUUCGUCCUUAUCUUUUUUGGAAUCACAACUGCUGCCGGCAUCGUAUGGUUUAUGAUCAAGUACAAGAAAAUCAAUCGAUUGAAGAAAAGCGUUCCGUUGGUGAAAUGGACGUCGUUCCACAAGCUCGAAUUCAGCGAAACUGAAAUCGCCAAGUGCUUGAAAGAAGCGAACAUGAUCGGAAUGGGCGCGUCCGGAAAGGUGUACAAAGUCAUCCUCAGCAAUGGGGAGACGGUCGCCGUGAAGAAAAUGCACGACAGGCUGACAUUCGACGAUACUUCCAAUGUCGACGAGUUUCAUGUCGAGGUCGAGACGUUGGGCAGUAUACGACACAAGAAUAUAGUGAAAUUGUGGUGCUGCUGCGACAUGGGAGCCUGCAAACUUCUCGUCUACGAGUACAUGCCGAAUGGGAGCUUAGGCGACGCUCUCCACAAGAACAAUGGGAAAAUAUUGACAUGGCCGAAGAGGUUCUCCAUCGCAUUGGACGCCGCCGAGGGUCUAUCUUAUUUGCACCAUGACGCUGUUCCUCCGAUCGUCCACCGUGACGUGAAGUCCAACAACAUUCUCCUUGACGAAGAUUUCGGCGCCAAAAUCGCCGAUUUUGGAGUCGCAAAAAUCGUCAAAACGAUCGAUAACGGUUUUCAAUCCAUGUCUGCUAUAACAGGCUCUUGCGGAUACAUCGCCCCAGAGUAUGCGUAUACGCUCCGAGUGAACGAAAAGAGCGACAUUUACAGCUUUGGCAUUGUCCUAAUGGAGCUCGUGACGGGGAAGCCGCCGGUGAGUCCGGAGUACGGCGAGAAGGACUUGUCAGCAUGGGUCCGGUCGGGAAAAGUUCUCGUCCUCGACCCGAAGCUCGAUCCGAGAUUCGAGGAGCACGCCGGGAAGGUUCUAGAACUCGGGCUGCUGUGUACGAGCCAGAUUCCGGCGAACCGGCCGUCGAUGCGGCGGGUGGUCGGCAUGCUGCAGCAGCUGGGGGCGGAGAUGCCGCCGGCAGUGGUGGAAGAGAAGGAGGCAUAGUUAUGUCGUAAUUAAACAGUAUCGAAUGAUUUAAUGAUUGGGAUUUUUAAUUAAUGUUUGGAUUAGGGAUAUUGGAAUUAGAUUAGAUUAGAGUAGUGUGGAUUGAUUGAAGAUGGGUUUGGUAGUCUAUUAUGAGUAAUGUUUAUUAAUUAUUUUGAA
Molecule: messenger RNA, 3252 nt
Organism: Andrographis paniculata
Lineage: Eukaryota; Viridiplantae; Streptophyta; Magnoliopsida; Lamiales; Acanthaceae
Product: receptor-like protein kinase HSL1
Exons: 3
Coding region: 175-3093 (972 amino acids)
Biological process (GO): protein phosphorylation
Molecular function (GO): protein kinase activity; ATP binding; receptor serine/threonine kinase binding
Source: RefSeq, a predicted model, not a curated record